Orbicella faveolata is the source of this 4272-nucleotide messenger RNA. RefSeq lists its product as uncharacterized. Gene Ontology annotation, molecular function: metal ion binding; phosphatidylinositol-3,5-bisphosphate 3-phosphatase activity; phosphatidylinositol-3-phosphate phosphatase activity. Gene Ontology annotation, cellular component: cytoplasm; membrane. The record is from RefSeq and is a predicted model, not a curated record. Gene Ontology annotation, biological process: phosphatidylinositol dephosphorylation. NCBI's taxonomy places the organism in Eukaryota, Metazoa, Cnidaria, Anthozoa, Scleractinia, Merulinidae.
ACGAUGGGUCACGACAAAAACAUACCCUUGUGUUUUGGCUGAUUUUGGCUGGUUUUGGCUCAAUUUCAAGGACAAUGAUCCGAACUAGGAGGGGAACCUUGUGUAUUUUGGAAACCUCUGUUACGUUCGUCGUUGUGUGAAGCAAUAGCUAUGUUUUAUGUCCCAAGUGGUACCCCAAGCACGGGUAGCAGUGACAGUGGAGAUGGCGCCCCCCUCGCGAGCGCUUCCAGAAACCUUGCUAGCCUGUUGGACGAGCAGCGCAAGAGAGGGAUCGGUGCUGCUUUACUUACAAUCACAGUUGUUGAAGGGCGAAACCUCCCUGUCAUGGAUCCAACAGGCAAGUCUGAUCCAUACUGUGUAGUGAUUGUCGGAAAUCAAGAACAGCGCACUGUUGUACAGUAUAGCACUGUCUGCCCAACUUGGCAUGAGACACUGCAGUUUGAAGUCAGUGGUGUGCCCCAACUGAUGCAGAAUGAACCUGUUGAGAAUGCAAUCAGCUGCUGCCUUCAGCACUAUAUACAGAUUGAUGUGUGGGAUUAUGACACACUGAAUCGUGACGACUUCAUGGGACGAGUUCAAAUCCCACUCUCUCUCCUGUCAGAAGAAACCACUGCUCGUUGGUAUCCCCUGGGAAGAGGAUCAGCUAAAGACAAUGUACAUGGUGAAAUAUUUUUGGAAUUAACCCUAACGGCCUCACAGCCUGUACCAAAAUGGUGUGUAGACUAUGAGCUGUAUUCUCUUUGCAAGAAGAAACCUGGAUUUGAGAUCCCAGUUGCAUUUGGAGAUUCUGUGGUUGAUUUGCCAGGCGAGGCCGAAAGAGUAGAGAUGGUGAUUGAUGAUGUGGUAGUUGAAGUCAGUAAACACAGAGGUAUUGGGAGAAUGUACCUCACAAAUUUUAGACUUGUCAUUCUCUGUCACCUAUCAGGUCUUACAGCAGCAGGCUAUGCAUAUGAUAUGUCCAUGUCAGUUGCACUCAACAAUAUUCAGUCAGUUGACAGAGGAGAAGAUGAAAAGGUUGUCUCCAGGACUGUAAGAGGCAAUGCUGGCUUCUCUGAUGUGAAGACUCUGACGGUGCGUUGUUGGGACUUCCGCACAAUCCGCUUGAUCUUCAUGAACAAGCCUCAAUAUUUGCACAGCUUCUAUAUGCCGCCUGAUCCUGGGAGCAUGCAGUCCAGUCCAGAUUCCAUUCUUGCUUCUCUGCAACCUGGCAGUCAGGAUGGUACAAAGGAACCAAGUCUGCAGUCAAUAGGUUCUGAGGGGGACGGGGGUGAAGGAAGACAGCCUCUAAGCCAACCCCAGGUAACAGACCCUCCCUCUGCAAAUGACUCCACAGAUAACAUCACACGUCAGAGCAGCUGCAGUAGUUUCCAGAUUUUAUCACGCAGCAGCAGCAGUAGCAGCGUUGCAGGUGUGAGCUCACACGGGUCAGAUGGCCCCCAGCUUGUUCCCCAGGGUACUUCAGGAGUCCUUGGGGCAGGAUUACUGGCUGCUUCAUUUGGUGGAGGAGUGCCAAUAAACAAUGCCGUUGAGAGACUAAAGACUGAGCUGAUACCAGCAUCCAUAUUUUUGAAUUUAUACAUCGGUGUAUUUUAUCAGAGAUUGGAAUUCCUGGCCAUGAAUGCUGUUGAUAAUCCUCCAUCUGUACACUUUGUAAGAGCAUUGCCAAGAGACACUGAACUAAGUGGAUGGAGUGUGUAUGAUUUUCAUGAAGAGUUUGCCAGGCAACAGGUUUCUGACAAGUGGCGUGUGAGUAUGAUCAACCAGGCAUUCCUUCUUUGUAGUUCCUACCCUCCACUGUUUUAUGUUCCUGCUGAAAUACAGGACUCUACUUUAAAAGAGUGUGCUGCAUUUAGAAGCAAGGGUCGUCUUCCAGUCUUGUGCUGGUACAAUGUCAAGAAAGAAAAUUUCAUCAUGCGUUGUGCACAGCCAAAGACUGGUCCUGCUUUCAAGAACUCUGUCGACGACGAAUUUGUCAUUAGCACUGCUAGGAAGUGUAAUAAAUGUACAGACAAGCUUGUUAUUUUUGAUGCAAGAUCCAUGUUUGCAGCGGGAGGAAAUAUGCUUAAGGGCAAGGGAACAGAGGACACUAUAAACCGUUACCAAGGUUGCCAGCUGUUGUUUCUCGAUAUUCCAAAUAUUCACGCUGUACGGGACAGCUUGUACAGACUGCAGGGCGUCUGUGAAUCUUCAGCGCAGAAGAAAUGGCUGUCACAUCUAGAGUCGACCCAGUGGCUUGCGUACAUCACAUCUAUCCUAAAGGGCGCUGUGACGAUUGCUCGGUUUGUUGAUAAAGGUGCCGCUGCCCUGGUGCACUGCAGUGACGGCUGGGAUCGAACGUCACAGCUGACGUCACUAGCUCAGCUGCUGCUGGACCCGUUUUAUAGAACGAUAACAGGAUUACAGGUUCUCAUAGAAAAAGAGUGGAUAUCAUUUGGUCAUCGUUUCCGCGACAGACUGGGCCAUCUGUCUUGUCCCAGUCAGCGGUCACCUGUGUUUUUACAGUUCUUGGACUGUGUGUGGCAGAUUGUACAACAGUUCCCCAGCGCUUUUGAAUUUACUCCAGUAUAUUUAGUUAGAAUAGCAGAACAAGUUAAUUCGCAAUGGUUUGGAAACUUUCUUUGUAAUAACGUGAACGAGAGACAAAAGCAUUCGGUUCCAACUCUGACCGUAUCUCUGUGGGCUCACUUGAAAGCAGAUGAAGAAAGCUUCAGGAAUCCAACCUACAGAAAGUACACAGAGACGUUAUUUCCCGUGUCAAACCCAAGAAGGCUUCAGUUGUGGGUGGAUUACUUCUUAAGAUUCGACGAGACUGCUUGGUCAACUCAGGACCCCACCAUUCAGGACGAUGACGGCGAUGCGGAGCCGGUGGUUACCAAGCCGCUGGAUUCAGUUAUUUGGGUCCCGGAUGAUAGAGCGCGGGAAUGCGCGGACUGUAAACAGAGAUUUACACAAUUCAGAAGAAAGCAUCAUUGCAGAGCGUGUGGUCAAGUGUUCUGCAGUGAAUGUUCAAAACAGAGAAUCCCUCUUCCUCAGUUUGGUUACAUGAACCCUGAAAGAGUGUGCGAGAACUGCUUUCAACACAACAGCAUCAGACAAGUCGACGAAGAGGACGAAGAUGAGUUUGAAGUGAUCACGCUCCCGACUUUUUCAAUGUAAUGUUGAAUUAAGGCGAAGACAUUUUGCUCAAACAACGCUCCUGCAAUAACCAAGAUAUUUCAAGGAAAAUAUUCAACGCUUGUGCUACUGGCUGGAGAAGGCGAACAAUCUUGACAAAAGAAAAAGUUCGAACAAGAAAUGUUAUCAUACAGCUUGGAUUUGUCGGUGAAAGGUGUUCUUUAGUGGUUGCCAGUUAUUUACCCGUGAAAAAGUUCCUCGUGGAACAAUUUGCGUGGUAAUGUAAGCAAAAUUCUAUGCUUUUACCAGAAAGGCUUGUGCAAUUAUUUUUAACAAUGAUAAAUAUACCGCGCGGUUUGAUUAGUGUAAAGAAACAUUGAAUGGUUUUCUAUUUUUGAGUUAUUUUUUAAACGAAACAGAGUAAACCUUUGAACAUUUUAUCCGCGUUUCCUAAAGUAGAGAUACGGUAACGAAAGUUUGGUAGAGCUGGAAUCAUCAGAUAAUGGAGUAAUCACUCGUAGUAUUUCGGUAGUUGUACGAGUCGCUCGCUAUUUUGGCGUUAAAAAUGACUUGUAGAAAUGUGCAGCGAUGCUAGCUAUGCGCUAAAAUGUUUUUCCUUAAAACAAACUUUAACUUCUAACCGUAACGCCACUUUGCUUAGUUCCUGGAUCUUGAUAUUUCGUCUCGGUCAAUCUUUCUCGGAUCACGUGGUCCGGCCGUAUGUCUCGGAUACGUCACCGAAAUCAAUUGACCGUGAAGGCCUGGGAGAAGGCCGUACAGGAACUAGCCAAGUAGCCACUUAUAGCUUGUCACGCACUCCUCAGGAAAGAUUGCGUGACGAGCCUGAAGAGAGUCUGCGUAAGAGGAAAACUACAAGGACUGCAACUGACCUGUUAAACCGGUUUCCAAGGGUACAAAUAUCGUGAGAAAUUUGUACUCUGGGGAGUGGAGUUGGUUUAUGAUCCUUGUUCCCCCAAACCUCCACGUGUGUUGCUGUAACUCUAUAAACGCACGAAAAUUACGUUUUAUUUCUCAGAUGUAAAGUAUUUAUAAAAUGUACGAUUAUUAAAGUGUGUAGAAUUGUAAAAUUUAUUGUAAAUGUAUGAUAGGAAUAUGUUUAUUAGGGUUUGAAUUAAUUAAAUCAUGUACAGCAUAAAA